This is a messenger RNA of Penicillium salamii, 4068 nucleotides long. The record is from the annotation of a GenBank genome assembly. NCBI's taxonomy places the organism in Eukaryota, Fungi, Ascomycota, Eurotiomycetes, Eurotiales, Aspergillaceae.
AUGGCGCCGGGAAUUCUUGAGACAGACUACACAGGCGUCGAGAAGACGACCAGCUUGGCCGCCCUAACAGAGGAUUGGGAUGAUACGAUUCGAUUCUACCUGAAUGGAACUAAGGUAGCAGUGGACACCGUUAACCCGGAGGUCACUCUGCUGGAAUACCUGCGUGGGAUCGGGUUGACAGGCACGAAGCUUGGAUGUGCCGAGGGAGGUUGUGGCGCUUGCACAGUGGUUGUCUCACAUGUCAACUCGACCACGAAGGAGAUCUACCAUGCCUCUGUGAACGCCUGUAUUGCUCCACUAGUAAGCAUCGACGGUAAACAUGUCAUUACAGUCGAGGGGAUUGGCAAUACCAAAGAUCCCCAUGCGAUUCAGCAGCGAUUUGCAGUCGGAAAUGGAAGCCAAUGUGGCUUCUGCACUCCUGGAAUCGUCAUGUCUCUAUAUGCCCUGCUGCGAAACAACCCUUCACCCUCAGAGCAUGACGUAGAAGAGGCGUUUGAUGGUAAUCUUUGCCGCUGCACGGGAUACCGACCAAUUCUAGAUGCUGCCCAGAGCUUCAAUUCCAAUAACAACUGUGGAAAGGCUUCUUCAAAUGGAGGGUCAGGCUGCUGCAUGGAGAAGAAUGGCUCUAGUGGCGGAUGCUGUAAAGGCUCUUCGAAGGAAAUCGAAACUGUCGACUACAAGUUCCCUGCGCCGAACUUCAAGCCAUACAGCCCAGACACAGAGCUGAUAUUCCCAGCUGCUCUGCGCAAACACGACUACCGACCACUGGCUUAUGGUAACAAAAGAAAGAAGUGGUACCGCCCAGUGACAGUGCAACAGCUAUUACAGAUCAAGCAUGUGCACCCAGAUGCUAAGUUGAUCGGCGGAAGCACGGAGACGCAGAUUGAGAUCAAAUUCAAGGCAAUGCGUUACGCGGCCUCGGUAUAUCUAGGCGAUAUUCCCGAACUGCGCCAAUUUACUUUACACGAUGACUACCUCGAGAUCGGUGCUAAUGUUUCCCUAACGGAUCUCGAACACAUUUGCGAUCAGGCAGUUGAGAAAUACGGCGAUGCUCGAGGUCAACCCUUCAAGGCGAUCAAGAAGCAGCUGCUCUACUUCGCCGGCCGACAAAUCCGAAACGUUGCUUCGCCUGCAGGUAACUUGGCUACCGCGUCACCUAUCUCUGAUUUGAACCCGGUGCUAGUCGCCACCAACACCAUUCUCGUGGCCAAGUCUUUGGAUGGGGAGACAGAGAUCCCCAUGACUGAAUUCUUCCAAGGGUAUCGAAAGACAGCUCUAGCUCCCAACGCAAUCAUUGCCAGCUUGCGUAUUCCAGCUGCACAGACACAAAAGGAGUACAUGCGAGCUUACAAACAGGCCAAGAGGAAGGAUGAUGAUAUUGCCAUUGUCAACUCUGCGCUCCGCGUGACUCUGUCUGAGACCAACGAUGUGAUCAGCGCCAACCUUGUGUUUGGUGGUAUGGCGGCUAUGACUGUAUCCGCUAAGAAUGCUGAGGCAUUUGUGGUUGGUAAGAAGUUCACGAACCCUGCAACGCUGGAGGGUGUCAUGAGUGCAUUGGAGAAGGACUUCGAUCUACCAUUUGGAGUUCCCGGUGGCAUGGCUAGUUACCGGAAGUCACUGGCGAUGGGAUUCUUCUACAGAUUCUACUAUGAUGUGCUGUCGGGACUCGAAGUUCAGUCGUCAGAUCUGGACCCGGAUGUAGUCGCUGAGAUUGAGAGAGCCAUUUCAUCCGGACAAAAAGAUAACGAAUCGUCCGUCGCAUACCAGAAGAAUAUCCUUGGAAGGGCAACACCGCACGUUGCAGCAUUGAAGCAAUGUACCGGCGAGGCUCAAUAUACCGAUGAUAUCCCCGUGCAAAUGAAUGAGCUCUUUGCGUGCAUGGUACUCUCGACGAAGGCACACGCCAAGAUCAUCAGCGUGGACGCGUCUGCGGCACUGGAGAUCCCUGGUGUUGCAGAGUAUGUCGACCACACUGAUCUACCGAAUCCAGAAGCAAAUUGGUGGGGAGCACCCAAGGCCGAUGAGCAAUUCUUCGCAGUUGAUGAAGUCAAUACUGCGGGUCAGCCGAUUGGCGUGAUCCUUGCUACUUCUGCCAAAAUCGCCGAAGAAGGGAUGAGAGCUGUCAAAGUGGUUUACGAAGAUCUUCCCUGUAUUCUGACUAUGGAGGAGGCCAUCGAAGCGGAGUCCUUCUUCGAGCACUAUCGCUACAUCAAGUGCGGAGAUACCGAAGAAGCAUUCAAGCAAGCCGAUCAUGUUUUCACUGGUGUGUCGCGAAUGGGAGGCCAGGAGCAUUUCUAUUUGGAGACUCAGGCUUGCGUGGCAAUUCCAAAGCCCGAGGAUGGCGAAAUGGAGGUUUGGAGUGGUACACAGAAUCCGACUGAAACACAAGCCUACGUUGCUCAAGUGACAGGAGUAUCCGCAAACAAGGUCGUCUCGCGCGUUAAACGACUUGGUGGUGGAUUUGGCGGUAAGGAGACACGAUCUGUCCAACUGGCUGGCAUUUGUGCCACUGCAGCAGCGAAGACCAAGCGCCCAGUUCGCUGCAUGCUCAACCGAGACGAAGAUAUCUUGACCUCUGGGCAACGUCAUCCAUUCCUUUGCCACUGGAAGGUUGGAGUGAGCAAAGAAGGAAAGAUUCUGGCACUUGAUGCAGAUGUAUUUGCCAAUGGAGGCCACACCCAGGAUCUCUCUGGGGCCGUUGUGGAGCGCAGUCUGUCGCACAUCGACGGCGUGUAUAAGAUUCCGAAUAUGCAUGUGCGCGGCCGGAUUUGCAAGACCAAUACCGUCUCCAACACGGCAUUCCGUGGAUUUGGCGGUCCACAGGGUCUGUUUUUCGCCGAGUGCUAUGUUUCUGAAAUUGCAGACCACUUGGAUAUUCCUGCCGAGGAGAUCAGGAGGAUCAACAUGUAUCAACCCGAGGAAAAGACGCAUUUCAACCAGACACUCAAGGAUUGGUAUGUGCCGUUGAUGUACAAGCAGGUUAUCGAGGAGAGCUCUUACAAUGAGCGGCGAAAGGCCGUUGAAGAAUACAACGCGCAGCACAAGUGGUCCAAACGAGGAAUGGCCAUUGUGCCUACCAAGUUUGGUAUUUCCUUCACAGCUCUCUUCUUGAACCAAGCAGGAGCCUUGGUCCACAUCUACCAUGAUGGUAGUGUUCUCGUGGCACACGGUGGUGUCGAGAUGGGCCAAGGGUUGCAUACAAAGAUGACCAUGAUUGCGGCCGAGGCGCUACAAGUGCCCCAGUCCAGCGUAUUCAUCUCCGAAACCGCAACCAACACAGUCGCCAACACCUCAUCGACAGCGGCAUCGGCAAGCUCUGACCUCAACGGCUACGCGAUCUUCAACGCCUGCGAACAACUCAAUGAGCGUCUGCGCCCCUUCCGGGAGAAGAUGCCCAAUGCAACUAUGAAAGAACUUGCCCACGCAGCGUACUUCGAUCGCACCAACCUCUCAGCCCAGGGAUACUAUCGAACACCAGACAUCGGCUACGUCUGGGGCGAGAACACCGGCCAGAUGUUCUUCUACUUCACCCAAGGAGUCACCGCCGCCGAAGUCCAAAUAGACACACUAACAGGUGACUGGACACCUCUCCGCGCCGAUCUAAAGAUGGACGUCGGUCGAUCCAUCAACCCCUCAGUCGACUAUGGCCAAAUCGAAGGCGCCUACGUCCAAGGCCAAGGACUCUUCACCACAGAAGAGAGCCUCUGGCACCGCGCCUCAGGGCAGAUCUUCACCCGAGGCCCGGGUAACUACAAGAUCCCCGGAUUCCGGGACAUCCCCCAGAUCUUCAACGUGAGCCUCCUCAAGGACGUGGAGUGGAGGAACCUGCGCACGAUCCAACGCUCUCGUGGCGUUGGCGAACCACCCUUGUUCAUGGGUAGUGCGGUCUUCUUCGCUAUUCGUGAUGCCUUGAAAGCUGCGCGGAAACAGUGGAAUGUCACGGAUGUUCUGUCUCUAGAGGCUCCUGCUACGCCGGAACGUAUUCGGGUUAGCUGUGCGGAUCCUAUUAUCGAACGCGCCAGAGUGCAGCCGAAGGAGGGUGAGAAGAGUUUCUUCGUUGCUAUUUAG